Micropterus dolomieu (smallmouth bass) is the source of this 1160-nucleotide messenger RNA. RefSeq lists its product as uncharacterized. The record is from RefSeq and is a predicted model, not a curated record. The coding region runs from base 372 to 1145 and encodes 257 amino acids. The transcript has 6 exons. NCBI's taxonomy places the organism in Eukaryota, Metazoa, Chordata, Actinopteri, Centrarchiformes, Centrarchidae.
CUCCCGCCACACGGGGGCGGUGAAUCCCGCUGCCUCCGUAUAAAAAGCUAAACAACAACCUCUCCGUUUGGCUUCUUGUUAAGUUUGUCAGUCGACAUUUCGAAGUCGUGUCUAUUUUACACGAACUGUUUUGAGUUAUCACAUCUUUAUUUUUGUCGUUACGUCGCCAACUUUGCUAUAAAAGUGGAAAACGGACAGGAAACGGUCACUUCUCAGCGCUACGUGUUUAGCUAGCAGCAGCUAGCCGGCUGUAGCUUCACCUUAAAGCUCCGCCGUUACCGUUACCGGCUUGUCGAAGACUCCGCUGUCGCUCCAGCUACUCCUCGGCAGCGUCGGACUCGGAGAAGGAGCAGCAGAUCUUGUCGGGCAUCAUGUCCAGACGCAGCCUGCGGCUCGAUGACGGGCUGUUGGACCGCAGCCUGCCGCUCAGCAGCGCCUCCUUCAGCGUGGGAGGAGGCGGCUGGAGGAACGCCAGGUCAUUGAAGUCUCACCGUUCUCAGCAGCACUCGGCCUCCUGCUCGGAGUCUCUCCUCCUCAGCACUCCUUGUAAACUGGCCGGUCAGCCGCCGCUCCUCAACAGCAGCCUCCACAGCGUGGCCUCGGACGCCUCCCUGCUCUCCUCCCUGCUGGACGAGUCCUCCGUCCAGGAGACGACGCUGGUCGACACCUUCUGGGGUUUGGACCACGACGUGGAUCCCAAAGAAAGCACCGUCAUAGCGGAGCAGACCCUGCUGGCGGACCGCACUCUGAUUGGUUCAGACGGCCGCUGUCCCAAACACCCGGUCCAGACGCUCAGCAGGGUUUACUGUAAGGACUGCGAGCUCUCCUCAGACAGGAGGGAGGCCGUCGCCUCCUACUGCUCCUCCUCCAAAUACACUCCCGCCUCGCUGACGGGGCCGGGACCCUCGGAGCCCGCGGGCCAGGAGACCUCCACCAUCUACAGCAGAGACCGGAGCCGCAGGAGCAGGACAGAUGUGCUGCGGCUGUGGCUGGACUCGUCUCUGCCGUGUGUCAGGAGAGCGGCGGCCUGCUGCGUCUCUGUGCUGACGCGCACCUGGCAGGUGUGCCGGGCGCUGGCCUCGCAGGUCCACGCACGGACCGCUCACAGACGAGGAGGUACUGACUGUCAGAGGCUGUCCGCCUGACACACGGGUCCAGAA